Candidula unifasciata is the source of this 215-nucleotide messenger RNA. NCBI's taxonomy places the organism in Eukaryota, Metazoa, Mollusca, Gastropoda, Stylommatophora, Geomitridae. The record is from the annotation of a GenBank genome assembly.
CUGACAUCUAUGACCACCUGGAUGCUUUCCUGGAGGAGAUUGGUGUUACCUGUGAGUGUGUGGGUGGUGGGAAGAUUGACCAUGACUCUGUGGCAAAAACCAUCAAUGUGUUUGGUCAUUCACAGGGUUACGGCAAGGCUGAUCACUCUAUCACCGUGCAGCUACUGAAAGAAAAAUACCCAGAUUACAACAGUAUAACUUGGACGGAUGACUAA